UCUUCGUGAUCUGUCCGGUGUUCCAGAAGCGACGGUUGCUGGUGUAUUGGACGUUCAUAUAUAUGUGUACUAGUGGCAAAGAUGGAGAGGGACACCACAAUUAGGAGAAUAAAAUCCUUAUACGGGACGCAAAACAAUGUAUCGGAAAAUAAGAAUGYCUCUCAGGAUCAACGUGGAAUCAACGGCUGCAGUGAAGUAAAAAAGAAGCCUGAAGUGAGCUUGUACCUGCUACACGAAGGCGUCGGAGUGGCACUGGUGACUGUAUUUAUUCUGGUGCUGUGGGGAGUUGUUCAUUUAUCAUUACAGCAGCUAGUCAUUGGAAAAUCUACUGGCGAGUUCAAUGCUAUCAGGGCAAGGAAGCACCUGGAGCGUAUCACCAGCGUCGGUCCCCGUCCCACGGGCAGCCCGGAGAAUGAGGUCUUAACGGUUAACUUCCUGCUAGAGCAGAUUGAGCACAUCAAGGCCGACAGCGCCUCAGGACCCCACUCUGUCACUGUGGACGUCCAGCGACCCACAGGCUCCUUCAGCAUUGACUUCCUGGGAGGGUUCACCUCCUACUACGACCGGGUCAGCAACAUCGCUGUCCGCCUGGAGCCCAAGGCUGGGGCUCAGCACCUCAUGCUGGCCAACUGCCACUUUGACUCUGUGGCCAACAGUCCAGGUGCAAGUGACGAUGCAGUGAGCUGUGCGGUGAUGUGGGUGCUCCACUCCCUGGCCAACCUCUCCACACCUCUACGACACGGGGUGGUGUUCCUCUUCAAUGGAGCUGAGGAGAAUGUGCUGCAGGCGAGUCAUGGCUUCAUCACUCAGCAUCCCUGGGCCAAGCAGGUCCGGGCCUUCAUCAACCUGGAGGCAGCAGGCGUGGGCGGCAAAGAGGUGGUGUUUCAGAUCCAUGCUGCCAAACAUCCCUUUGCCUCGGUGGUGGGACAGGAAGUCUUCCAGAGCGGUGUGAUCCCAUCUGACACGGACUUCCGCAUCUACAGGGACUUUGGAAACAUUCCAGGAAUUGAUUUGGCCUUCAUUGAGAACGGUUUCCUCUACCACACCAAGUACGACACAUCCGACAGAAUACUGACUGACUCCAUCCAGAGGGCAGGUGACAACAUCCUGGCGGUACUGAAGCACCUGGCGAUGUCUGAGGAGCUGGCGGACUCGUCGGAGUAUCGUCAUGGCAACAUGGUGUUCUUCGACCUGCUUGGCAUUGUGGUGGUGGCGUACCCGGCCCGCGUUGGUACCAUCAUCAACUACAUGACUGCCAUGGCAACCUUCCUCUACCUAUUUAAGAAGUGCUCCCAUCCCAGUAAUGUGGGAGGUCGUUACAUAAAGGAGCUGGCCUAUGCCACGGCGGUGGUCAUCCUCAGCUGGUUGGUCACUCUGCUGACAGUGCUCAUCAUAGCCUUGGUUGUGUCGCUGACAGGACGAUCCAUGUUCUGGUACAACGACUUCUAUACAUGCAUCUUUAUGUAUGGUUCUGCUGCCACUGGGACGAUGGUCCUGAUCCACACACUGGCCAAGAACCUCUACUACGGGGGUGUGCGCCGUCUGGAGCUGGGGGAGCUCUACUUUGACGUGAGCCUGCUGCUGUGGUGCGGUGCCCUGGUCUACCUCACAGCUAACYGCCUCUGCUCUGCCUACGUCCCCAUGCUGAUGGUGGCCUUCCCUCUGACCACCAAGCUGCUCCUCGCCAGGGAGUUUAAACUCAGAGGUGCAUCGCUGAAGUACUCUGUUCUCUACCAGCUGGGUCUGACUCUGCCCUAUGUCCACUUCAUGUUCCUGAUCUGGGUGGUGUUUGAGAUCUUCACGCCCAUCCUGGGGCGCAGCGGCACAGAGAUCCCCCCUGACGUGGUCCUGGCCACCCUCGUCACCCUCACCACACUCUUCCUCUCCUCCUUCUUUCACACCACUCGUACCUUCCAUGGUCUGGAUGGCCAGGUGAAGAGCAAAGACUCAGGUCUGUGGAUCAACAGCUUUGACUACACUGGCAUGCAGCACAUCACGCCUAUCAUACCAGAGAUCAACGACACCAUCAGGACCAGCUGUCAGGAGGACAGGCCUUUCUGUGGCUACCCCUGGUUCCUACCUGUCAAGUUCCUUGUCAAGAAGAACUGGUACCUCCCAGCCCCUGAAGUCUUUCCCAAGUCUCCCAUCGAGUUUCAGGUUCUUUCUAAAGAACAGACAAAAUGGGGCACAGUGAAGAUCACAUUUGAAGUCACAGGUGAGAUUAUGUCCAGCCACAUGUCCCUCUACCUGAGACCCACCAAGGGGCCUCUCUUCCAGCUGGUCUUGGGGACGUGUCCCCAGUACCACCUGGCUGGAGAGUACUAUUUCUACUCCCACGGCCUGGAUGCCCCCGCCUGGAACUUCUGGUUCGAAAUACAGCCUCCCAGAGAAGAGGACCCAUCAGGCCCAGAGGGAAUGAUCUCAGUAGCCAUCUCAUCUCAUUACUUCUUUGGAGAGGACCAGAGGACUGUUCAGCUAGAGGACAUGCUGCAGAGGUUCCCUAAAUGGGCCUUCCCCUCUUCCUGGGUCUCCACCUAUCACAUGUACCGAUACUGACACCUAGGCCUAUCAGAUGUAAACAUACUGGGAGGCACCUACCACAUUUACCCAUAUUUGAAAUACUGGGCCCGUUGUUGGGCCUGCUUCCAUACACAGGCCCAUUCGAGAGACCCCACCAUCACUGUGUCAAUAGGUCAGUAGCUAACAGGAGGGACACUAAAGCCAAGCCAGAAGCGACAUUAUUUAUAAACAGUAACAGUAGGACUAGGGCACGGUCCUUAUAAACAGAAACACUAGGGCACAGUCAACCAGUGUUCAGUAGAGUUCCUUUAUUGUGGGAAUGAGGGUAAAUAGGUAGUUUCUUUUUUUUUUUACACUCUUUCUUCUCGCUCUCUCUCUGACAAACUGUUUUGCAUGCAUGGCCUUGCAUGUUCCACCUCCCUCCAUCUCUGUCAACAAGCACGAGGUCUUCAGCGUCACUCACUAUUUCAGUUAAAAGGUUAGUGUUGUUUCCUUACAAAAUUAACCGUUUCAUGUUUUUACAUUUUAAAUAAGAAACAAKAAAAAAACUAAGGAAGUCGAAAUUCAUGAAAACUUCAGUCGUUAAGAUGUCAAGGCCAGUACAGUAGUCUGAAGGUGAACAGGAUUUAAUUGUUGCAGUAAAGUGGAAAGCCUUUUGUAUGAUUUACUUACGGUGAGCUCGCUAAUGUGCAAGGAUAUUUUGACUUGUUUUAACGACUGAUGUCAAAAAUAGAAAUGCAAUUAACUCAUCACUGAAUUAAUAAAUAAUUUAGCUGAGUGUUGCAAACGUAUUUUCUGUCCAUCAAGAAACACACUGAUUUAGAUAGUUUGAUUAUCUUCAACUCAGUCAUAAACUAAUGGUGCUUUUUACAUUAUUCUCAACUAKAGUGCUCUAACCUCUAAACAACUGCGGCGCUUUUUACAAAACAUUUAUUAAUGCAACACAUAGGGAYGCCAUUCCACCAACUCAUGUUGUCCUACUGGUGUCCCUCAUCAAUGGUACUUCCUGUUAACAGUUGAACAGUAAAAUGGGGUUUAAAUAAAUCCUACUUCACAUGGUGUGUUUUUGCCCAUCAUGUGCAAGGUGUAUAUCAAUAUUUUACAGUGGGAUAUUGUUUUAUUAUAAACUCAGAUUAUAAUACUAGUGGCUGAUGUCACAAAACAGACUGACAACACCCUUUCUGGUGUUCUAAUAAGUAUAUUGCGAUGGUUGAAGCCUGCGGUGAGAGUGGGUCAGACUGUUGCACAUAGUGAAUGAGAACGCAAAGCACUGAACUUGUAUUUUAUCAGUGGGGAACCCUCCUUUUCUACUCUCCAUGUUUUCUGUCUUUCUAGUUUUGUUGCUAUAGAACCAGGGUUGGGGGUCAAUUUCAGAAAGUAAACCAAAUUCAAAAAAAAAUAUUAAUUUAAAGACAUUGAAGAUAAUUGGAAUUUCAGUAUAGUUCCUGAAUUGACCCCCAACCCGGUUUAGAACAUCAUGGUGUUUGACUGCAGGACAGCAGCUCCUGCUAACACUGAGGUAGCGCAGGGUCUGUGUUCAUAAAGAGUCCGAAUAAGAGUGCUGCUAUAGGAUCAGUUUAGCCUUUUAGGUCAUAACAAAUACAAUUAWAUGGAUAGAGGGGGACCUGAUCCUAGAUCAGCACUCCUACUUUAUGAAUAAAGCCAAGCUGUUUUCUCUGUACRUGCAUGGUAAAGUCUUACGUGAGCUGUCUUCAUGGUAGGGCUGCACAAUUAAUAGYAGUCGCAAUAUUUUGAAACAGCACUCAAAACGGUUGUUACACACGGCUAAUAGUUUACUGUCGUCUCUCCCACUCUCCUCUUGCAGCUGCUUUCCCCACCCCGUUACUCAAGCAGCACUAUAUUUUAUUUGAUUACAACAGUUCACCCAAGUGUUUAUAUCGCAAUUCCGUUUUUUCCCCCAUAUUGUGCAGCCCUACUUCAUGGUUCUCAGCAAUGGCUCGAUGUGUUACCUCUAUGAAGUAGGUAUCUGGGGUUUUGUGAAGACUGACCGGUACUUGAUUUGAUAAGGAUUGUUACUAGUUAACUGGGGUGUUGAUCUGGGCAGUCUCUUGGACUACACUGCUGUGGCUAGUAGCAGUUUGUGUUGAAUAGUCGCCUUGUUUUGAAUCCAGCGAUGCGUCCUCUCUCUCUGAGCAGGUGAAAAGGAUGGAACCAAGCUAAUGUGCGUUCUAGGUUCUAGAAUGCCACAUGGUUGUAGGCUAGAGGGAUCUGUUGGCGUCAUGCUUCUUAAAUAUAUAACGGGUUCUUGCCACAUGCACUUACCUGUAAAACAAUAUGGUCUUAGCAGGAUUGUACAGCAACAUUUUGUAAUGUGGGUUUAAAAAAACAAUUUGUCAUAUCCAUCGCUGUGGUGAAAAACACAUCCCAGUAUACUCUUAAAUAUGCAAGAUGAACACAAAGUGAUGUUUUCUUGAGUGGAAAAGAGAAGGAAACUAACGAGCACACGUCUAAAGACCUUUAGCUAGUGGCAUCGUUUAGUGAGGUUGUCCAUGCCUGAACUUGCACGCUAUUGGCUGCUUUUGACUAGAGCCGUAUAAAAGUAGUGCACUAUACAGGGAAUAGGGUGCCAUUUUGGUCACCUUAAUCAAAGAGGUAUAUCAACAGCUCAGACCUGAUGGAUGGAACAACAAAAAAUAUGCAGGUGUAAUUUAAACGUUUAAUAAAAUUAAUUAAUUUCUAUAAUCAAGUCUGGUGGGUUCUGUAAUUUAAGUAAAGAAAUAUCCCCUUAGGGCCUGAUUCUGUAAUUACACAACGAUUGGUGACUAAUGUUUAGGUUCACUACCCCAAACCUUCCCAUUGAAUUUAAUUAAUGACUCAAGCAUACUGUACACUGCCUUCUUAAAAAUAAGUUAAAUGUUUUGUAUGGAUUGCUCAUGCUCUGUUGAAAUUGUAAAAUGUGAAGUGAUUUUUGGUUUAUGGUAAUGACAUUUGUCAGUACCGUCACACUUUUCUUAUGCAGUCAUUUAUCAUAACAUUUGAUUUUACAAAAAAAAGUAAUGCAGGGAAUUAAUCCGAUCGCACGUUGUCYACAAUGUUCACUCGUUCGUGGUGACCACAUUCACGGUAAACGCUGUUGCUUCAAUAAUACAUUUCCAUUKAAAUGGUGCAUUGCUGCCAAAACGCGAUCGGAUUGAAUCAUGGCAUAAAUCCCCACUCAGUUCAAGCAAACUAUAAUAAACAUUGUUCAAAGUAAUUUGCGAAGGGUUACUUAUCAUAUCCCAUAAAACAUUGUUACUGUAACGAUGACAUUUCCCGAGCGUUGUCCUUUGUAAAUACCAAUAUUAAGGUGAAACAUUUCAUUGAAACCGUURAUGGGUCUCAAAUUUCAAUUUUGUAGAAUGAUUGUGAGAAAGGAUCUUUUCUUUAAUAUGCCUGAAUAAAGGAAACAGUACUUCAGUUGGAAAAAUGGGAACUGAAAUGCAUCGUCGUUGGGACAUGUURGAUGCAACUCACCUACAGUAUCUAUGCCUAUUUUAACUGCAGUGUACUCUUGGGUCACUGAAUAAAGUGCAGUUUUGUAUAAGAUGUUAAUUAUUUAAAAGCAAUCAUACUUUUGUAAUUUUUUAUUUUAUUAAUUUGUCAACUGGGAGGGUUACGCCUAACCUUUUAAAAUCAGUAAUGUAAUCCCAGAUGGGAUUAACAUGGUUGAUUUGGGGAAUUGUGAUUACAAAAAUAAACUUGAAAUUAACACUUGUGUCCAGUGACUUACCACCAUGUACAGCAAUAAAGUGCUUAAUACAUGUUG
Salvelinus sp. IW2-2015 is the source of this 6286-nucleotide messenger RNA. NCBI's taxonomy places the organism in Eukaryota, Metazoa, Chordata, Actinopteri, Salmoniformes, Salmonidae. The record is from RefSeq and is a predicted model, not a curated record.